This is a messenger RNA of Penicillium alfredii, 1140 nucleotides long. RefSeq names its product isopenicillin N synthase family dioxygenase. Bases 1 to 1140 code for a protein of 379 amino acids. The transcript is spliced from 4 exons. Lineage: Eukaryota; Fungi; Ascomycota; Eurotiomycetes; Eurotiales; Aspergillaceae. The record is from RefSeq and is a predicted model, not a curated record.
AUGGUCCACAGCAGGUGUUUUUCGGAGAGCUCGGCUACUUUCACAUCUAUCCCGAUCCUGGAUUUCUCCCAAACGCGGUCCCCCGAGACAAAGUCCACCUUUCUGGCAUGUCUUCGUGAUGCGUUGGUGAAUGUGGGCUUCUUCUAUCUUCAGAAUGCCCCCAUUGCCCCCCUAGUGCAACAUGCAUUCACAGUCAAAGCCCUCGAGCUCUUCCAGUUGCCCCUAGAAAAGAAGCUGGAGAUCGAGAUGGUGAACAGUCCGCAUUUCUUAGGCUAUUCGAGACUGGGGGCUGAGAUCACGGCUCUUAAACCCGAUCACCGCGAACAGUUUGAUUUUGCAACCGAGCUUCCUGCGCCAGGACCCGAUGAACCCUUGUAUAGAAACAUUGUUGGCCCCAACCAGUGGCCCGAUGAAACGGCAACGCCAGGGUUUCGUCAGGCAACCGAACGAUACCUGUCUGAAGCCGGCGAUUUGACAGAGUCAUUCACAAAGCUCAUUGCAGAAGCACUGGACCUUCCCCCGACCGCGUUAGACGAGGCGUUUGAUCGUCCACAACAGCACAAGCUCAAGCUGAUCAAGUAUCCCCCACCACCUGAGCCCAGCGAGGAGUCAUCGGGAUUCCAGGGCGUUGGCCCCCACAAAGACUCGGGGUUUCUCACUUUCCUUCUCCAGGCCACACCGCAUCGUGGUCUGGAGGUCCAAAAUAAAGCAGGGACUUGGAUCCCCGCGCCUCCGCUUCCAGGGACAUUCGUGGUUAACAUUGGACGAGCUUUGGAAGCGCUGACCGGAGGAAUUUGCACGGCGACCACACAUCGCGUCAGCCUACGAGAAGAGGAUUUCCAGGAUGUGGAUGGUCAGUCUCUAGGCCCGCGAUUUUCUUUCCCUGUUUUCCAGGGUGUGAGUCCAGAUCUUUCGUCCGCACGAAUCUCACUGGUCAUCCCAGACCACAUCCGACGUUUGGUCAAGGAUGAAAAGGUCAAGUCGGAUGCUGAGGCAACUUUCAACACCAUGUUCCGCGGUAGUAUCGGCGAGGGCACAUUGGUCGCACGGGUAACGAGCCACCAGGAUGUGGGGCAGCGAUGGUAUCCCGAUGUGUUGGCCAAGGCAUUGCAGGGCCAGCGAGAUUUCCAAUCGCAGUAG